AUGGCUGCUGCCGCCGCCGAGGCCGCGGCCCUCGAUCCUAGCAACAGCUCGAAGAAUACUCUCAAAAUAGAAAAUUUCGAUAAGAGAAACGCCCUCCAAGCCAUCGAAAGAAAAUACCAGCAACAAUGGAGGGACAACGGAGUCUUCGAGGUCGAUGCACCAUCUUUAAAGGAGAUCCCAGCCGGCACAAUGUCUGCAAAAGAGCUCCGCACAAAGUUUCCCAAGUUCUUUGGUACAAUGGCGUAUCCCUACAUGAAUGGAACUCUACAUGCGGGACACAGCUUCACGGCCAGUAAAGUCGAAUUCAUGACCGGUGUUGCUCGAAUGCAAGGCAAACGCGCUCUUUUCCCUCUCGGUUUCCACUGCACGGGUAUGCCAAUUCUUGCGUGUGCGGAUAAGUUGAAGGAUGAGAUUAAGCUGUUCGGAAAGAAUUUUGAGGGGUACAAGCCUGAGGAUGUUAUGCCUGAACAACCACCUGCUCCUACCCAGGAAGUUGCGGUUGAUCCCAGCAAAUUCUCGGGUAAGAAGAGCAAGGCUGCCGCUAAGACGGUCAAGGCGAAAUAUCAGUUCCAGAUCAUGUUGAGUAUCGGUAUUCCCCUCGAGGAUAUCCACAAAUUCGCCGAUGCCAACUACUGGCUUGAAUACUUCCCUCCCCUUGCUAUCCGGGAUUUGAACAGUCUUGGUGCGAAGAUCGACUGGCGACGACAGUUUGUUACCACUGACGCAAACCCUUAUUACGAUGCAUUUGUCCGUUGGCAGAUGAACCGCUUGCAUGAGUUGGGAAAGAUUAUGUACGGUAACCGAUAUACGAUCUACUCACCCAAGGACGGUCAACCUUGUAUGGACCACGACCGGACAGAGGGUGAAGGUAUUGGACCGCAAGAGUAUACCGCAUUGAAAGUCAAGGUUACUGAAUGGUCACUGGCAGCUGCUGAGCUAGUAAAGGGCAAGAUUGAAGAUGAUGCCAACGUCUAUUUCGUUCCUGCCACCUUACGUCCAGAGACUAUGUAUGGACAGACUGCAAUCUUCUUGGGUCCGAAGAUCACAUACGGUAUCUAUAAAGUCAAGGAAAAGGAAUAUUAUGUCGUGACUAAGCGAGCUGCUUGGAACAUGGCUUUCCAAGGAGUAUUCUUCAGCAGCGAGAACUUCCCUAAGACCCAGGAUCAGUUGCCUUUUGUCGCUGAAGCCCCAGGUUCUACCUUUGUGGGUACAUCCGUCUCGGCACCUUUGGCUGUUCAUGAAACCAUCCAGAUUUUGCCAAUGGAGACCGUAUCUGCCACUAAGGGAACUGGUGUGGUUACUUCUGUCCCAUCUGAUAGCCCUGACGACUUUGCCACAAUCGCUGAUCUAGCAAAGAAGGCGGACUACUAUGGGAUUAAGAAAGAAUGGGCGGAGCUCGAAAUUUUCCCCAUCAUUGAGACUCCGACUUACGGAAAUCUCACUGCACCAACUUUGGUAAAACAGCUCAAAAUCAACUCUCCCAAAGAUGCCAAUCAGUUGGCCCAAGCUAAGGAUUUGGCUUACAGUGAGGGCUUUUACAAGGGUACCAUGCUCGUGGGUGAAUUCAAGGGAGAGGCUGUCCAAACCGCCAAGGACAAGGUCCGUCAAUCUCUCAUCAAGAGUGGCUUGGCCUUCCCCUUCGCAGACCCAUCAGGAAGGGUUGUUAGUCGAAGUGGUGAUGAGUGUGUCGUUGCUUACUUGGGUCAGUGGUUCUUGAACUACGGUGAGAACGAUGCCGAGUGGCAGCAGACCACUUUGAACCACGUGGUUAAUGACUUGAAUACUUAUGCUCCGGAGACACGGAACGGUUUCGAGGCAAACCUCAGCUGGUUAAACCGAUGGGCUUGCGCAAGAACCUAUGGUCUCGGCUCCAAGCUUCCAUGGGAUCAGCAAUUCCUCGUUGAGAGUUUGAGUGACAGCACUAUCUACAUGGCAUAUUACACCAUUGCUCAUUUGCUUCACGGCGACCGAUUUGGAAAGACUACUGGUGUCUUGGGUAUUAAACCGGAGAAUAUGAUUGAUGAAGUCUGGGACUACGUCUUUACAAGGCGCGAGCUCGAUGAUGAUGUGAUUUCGAAGAGCGGUAUUAGCAAAGACAGCUUGCAAACCAUGCGAAGAGAGUUUGAAUACUUCUACCCACUCGAUGUCAGAGUCAGUGGAAAGGAUUUGAUUCAGAACCAUCUUACCUUCUUCCUCUACAUUCACAUUGCUCUUUUCCCUCAAGAAUACUGGCCACGCGGUGUUCGAGCCAAUGGUCAUUUGUUGCUCAACGGAGAGAAGAUGAGUAAGAGCACGGGUAACUUCUUGACCCUCAAAGACGCUGUGGAUAAAUACGGAGCAGACGCCACUCGAAUUGCUUUCGCUGAUGCAGGAGAUGGUAUUGAGGAUGCUAACUUUGACGAGACUGUUGCCAACAGCAACAUUUUGCGUCUUCACGCGCUCAAGGGCUUCUUUGAGGAAAUUGUUAAGGACGAAACCUUGCGCACUGGCGCUGCGGACUCUUUCUGGGACAGGUCUUUUAACAAUGCGAUGAAUGUUAUUGUCGAUCAAGCUAAGACGGAUUAUGCGAAUACCAACUUUAAGCUCGCCCUCAAGUCAGCGCUCUACGAUUUUGUGAAUGCCCGUGACGUGUAUCGUGAGGCGACGUCAAGUGCCGGAGUAGGAAUGCAUCGCGAUGUAAUCCUUCGUUAUGCCGAGCUACAAGCAUUGAUUAUUGCCCCCAUUGCCCCUCACUGGGCGGAAUAUAUCUGGUUGGAUGUCCUCAAGAAGUCCGAGACCAUUCACCGACAAUUGUUCCCUGAGGUUCCAGAGGCAGACGUUGCCUUGUCAGCCGCUACGACCUACGUCCGUGACAUCUCCUCCAACAUCACAUCAGCUGAGGUCAAUUUCAUGAAGAAGAUCUCCAAAGGAAAGAGCAUGGGUUUCGACCCUCGCAAGCCCAAGAAGGUCAUCAUCUAUGCAGCCAAGAAGUUCCCAUCCUGGCAAGAAAAGUAUAUCGACCUCGUCCGCGAAUCCUUCGAUGCCAUGAAAGUCACCAUCGACGACAAGAGCCUGAACGCCAAAGUAGGCAAAUUAGGUGAAAUGAAGAAAGCAAUGCCCUUUGUGCAAGGUCUCAAGAAGCGUUUGAUCGGUAACAAGGAAGCUCCCGAGACAGUCUUUGACCGCAAACUACCCUUCGAUGAGUUUGAGGUUCUUAGUGAGAUGGUCAAGGGAUUGAAAAGGGUGACCGGAGCAAAGGAGAUUGAGAUUGUUGCUGUUGAGGAAGGUGGGAAGACGGGAACUGUUGUUGGUACUGGCGAGAAGAGAGAAGGUCUCAAUGCUGAGAACUCGGUUCCGGGACAACCUACCUUUGAGUUUGUCAAUAUCGCCGAGUAAGCGGUUCUAUAAAAUGUUGUUAUGUUAUUGAUGAUCCAGAUGAGACAAGGACUAGCCUGUCAAAAUACACUGUUCAUGUUCGGUGGGGCUUUUCUGGGCAUGAAGUGAAUUAGUCUUUUCCAGUUGUCUGCUCUUUAGGUUGAGUAGACCACAAUGCCUCUGAGAGCCAGUAUCUGUAUAGUUUAGCAGGUAGAGUUAUGAUAUG
Talaromyces stipitatus ATCC 10500 is the source of this 3580-nucleotide messenger RNA. RefSeq names its product leucyl-tRNA synthetase. NCBI's taxonomy places the organism in Eukaryota, Fungi, Ascomycota, Eurotiomycetes, Eurotiales, Trichocomaceae. The transcript has 5 exons. Bases 1 to 3375 code for a protein of 1124 amino acids. Gene Ontology annotation, molecular function: aminoacyl-tRNA deacylase activity; leucine-tRNA ligase activity; ATP binding. Gene Ontology annotation, biological process: leucyl-tRNA aminoacylation. The record is from RefSeq and is a predicted model, not a curated record.